Molecule: messenger RNA, 1975 nt
Organism: Vespa crabro (European hornet)
Lineage: Eukaryota; Metazoa; Arthropoda; Insecta; Hymenoptera; Vespidae
Gene: IFT54
Product: TRAF3-interacting protein 1
Exons: 10
Coding region: 146-1975 (609 amino acids)
Biological process (GO): cilium assembly; intraciliary transport; regulation of microtubule cytoskeleton organization
Cellular component (GO): ciliary basal body; centrosome; axoneme
Molecular function (GO): microtubule binding
Source: RefSeq, a predicted model, not a curated record
CUAAAGAGAUAAAGACAAUCACAUUAAUGUAUAUAAUAAAAAUUUAUACUUUUGAAUAACAAUCAUUACAUCACAAGUACACAUAAAAUCUUUAAAAUUCUAUUAGAGUUAGGUUAGCCGAUCAAGUUACAUCAUCCAAUUAACUAUGGCAGACGACGUGAAGCCAGAAGUAAUAAAAAAAACGCAAGAUUUACUUGGAAAAUAUUUUAAAAAGCCGCCAUUAACCGAAAAAUUGUUAAGGAAACCGCCCUUUAGAUUUCUUCACGAUAUUAUAUCAAUUAUAAUAAAGGAGACUGGUUUCUUAGAAGGUUUAUUCACAGAAAAAGAAUUAAAUUCAGACAAUAUAAAAGACAAAGAGUCAAAAGUAGCAUAUUUAACAAAACUUAUAGACGUUGUUAAAUUAAUAUCUGGAAAUAAUCUAACAGUAAGAGCAAGUAAAAUAGUUUCUGGACAAGAAGCGACUAAAACAAAUGAACUUUUACAAGCUAUUGGAAAAGCUCUUGAUAAAAAAGUAAACAGUGUAGAGGCAAUUGAACAUUAUAAAAAAAGUUUACAAAAGAAGUCAAAAGGAGGAACAAAAUUAAGAACAUCUAAAGAUGAUAUUGCUAAAAAGACAUCUAGGCAGGUAUCGCAAACAAGAAAAUCAACUGAAAAAGAAAAACAUGCAUCUGGAUUACAAAAGAAAUUUUCUAGCGUAGGAAAAGUUGAGUCAAAAAUAAAAGAAGAAAAUAAUCAAGAAAAUAGCAUCAAUAAAAGUAGUAAUAUAAUAGAACAAGAAAUUCAAGAGAAUAAUAUUGAAAAGAGUAAUGAUGUAAAUAUUCCACCAGUUGAGCCACUUGAAGAUGAGCUAUCUUCCGUAAUACAAAAAACAAAACAUUCUUCUGCUAUAACUAAACAGAAACAGGAUCAUAUAUCUUCCGUAGUUCCCACAGAAAUAAAAACAAGCAAACUUUCAACAAAUAUAAAUACAGACAAGAAAUCAGAUGAAUACACUCAGAGAAAGGAAUCUACAAGUAGAACAAAACGAGUCCUAUCAAAACAAGGAAGUGAGUUUAAAGAAUCAAUAAAAAUAUCAGAAACAAUAUCUACAAACAAAAAAUCAAUAGAGACUACAGAUGAGGAAAAGUUAGAAACAGAAUAUGAAUCAACAUACGGAAAUAUAAGUGAUGAUUUGCAGCAAGCAGAACAUGACAAUUCAAUUAUUCAUGCAUCAAAUUUACAGAAACAUAAAUUUAAUAGUGAACAAGAACAAAAUAUGAUUAAAUCAAGAACAUUGUUACGUCCACCUACUGCCAGGCCAAGUAGUGCAAGACCCGCUGCUCCUAAAAUGAAAGGAAAAACUGACCUGAUUCUUAAUGAAGAAAUAAGUACACCUAUGGGAAAUAUUAGUGUGAUAAUUGAAAAUACAAAUAUAAAAGACAAUGAUAAUGAAGAUAUGGUGAUUGUAGAAAACAAAGGAAGCAUUGAAACAACUUUAGAGAAUAUUAGCAAUUAUAAAAUUGACUAUGAAUUAACUCAAGAACAUGGACAUCUUGUAGCACAAAUUUUGGAAACUCAAAGAGAAUUGGUCAAUACUGAUAAUGUGGAUGUUUUACCAAAAAAAGUUGAUAUUGCAUGGGAGGUGGGUACAAAACACGAGCAUGAGGCAGCGAUUAAGGAAAUUGAUAAAUUACGGAGUACGAUACAGAUGUUAACUCGUGCAACAAAUCCUUUAGGAAAAUUAUUGGAUUACUUACAGGAAGAUAUUGAAAUGAUGCAGAAGGAAUUACAUGAUUGGAGAAGUCAGUAUAACCAACUAAGCAAACAAUUGGAGAAGGAACAAAUACGUACGCAAGAAAUUAUAGAUCCUAUGCAGAUGACAUUAAAAGAAAUUGACAAUAAUAUUCAGGACCAACUAAAUAAAAUUUAUCAAGCAAAAGCAAGAAUAAUAAAAAAUAACCAAAAAAUACAAAGAUUAUUAAAUGGUGACAUAUAA